UUACAGUUACAUUUUAAAUAGAUGGUAAUCAAAAUACAGUUACAUUCAAAAAGUAUUUUAGAUUACCAAAGGGAUUACUUUGAAUUUUUAUGUCAUUUAUUUCAUUUAAUAGGCUAUUAACGUAAGCUGUUUGAGGAUUUUUAACCAACGAGCCAAUGUUGAUGAUUCUCAGACUCUGUCCUUUAUAAAAAAAAAAUAAAAAAAAACGCACGCUGCCUGUUCAGAUAUUAACAACCUGCAGAGUGCAGACAUGAGAUCGCACACAAAAAAUGGACGGGAAAACAGGGCAUAACGCAUUUCUCUGUUGGAAAUUCAAAGACAGUUUUACUUAUAUAAACAUGAAGGAGGACGUACAGUAACAUCAUAGCGCAAUGCAAGCUAUGUCUACCUGCAACAAAACUUCUAUCGGCUUCAAAGGAUUCAACAUCUAAUCUGAAAAAGCAUCUUGAGGCCACUAGGAAUUCUGUCAGGGGUCCUGAUGACCAGUCCGGACCUGCAAGCCGAAGAAUUUCACAAAUGCACAAACCUGUUUUGGGAACCAGUUUAAGGAGGUGCCAUUGAGUAUAAAUUCCCCAUGCUGAUGCAGUCAACUACAUUGUUUAGAGGUUCACUUAUCUUACAGUGUUUUCCAGGUACUUCCUUUACAGACAAAAAAAUGUCAGACAGCCAAGAAAUUACGGUCGCAAGUAGCCCCGACUUUGUUACGGAGCUUCUUCCAUCUGCUCAGCGCACAGCUUUGCUCUACCACCUCUCUUAUCUCUGCCUGGCUAAGUUCCCCAAGUUGGAGAGGGUUCUCCGAGAGCGUGCUGUUGAAACUCAGCUUCUCUUUGGAUCCUCAGAGGCUCUGCUGCUGAAGUGUGCGGCCACAAGUAAAAACCUGGUUUCCACGCUGCUGCCUGCGCUGAAGGUUGCUGUUGAAAAGGACAAAACCAUUUUGGCAAUUAAGUCCCUGGAAAAAGCCAGACAAUGGAUCAGUGAAAUUGUUGACAAAGUGGAGAAGAUGGUAGAUAGAUAUGAGAAACACAACCACAGUGUGGCUUCCUGCACCAGUGAUGUAAUUCUUGAAAAGACUGAGACAGAAAAAAGAAAAGCACAAACUACUAAGGAGAUAGAGGCUCAGGAGACGGUGGUGAGGGAUCUCGAAGAUCAACUGAAGAAAAACAAUGAGCAGAUUGGACAAAUUGAGGCAAAGAUUGCACAGAAAAACCAAGAACUGCAGAAUCAUGUCAAAGAAGCUUCUAGCAAAAGUAAUGGUCUCAGUCUCUUUGCUGCCCUUGUACCAUUUGUUGGACCCAUUGUUAAAUCAAUUUAUGAUGCUAAAACUGGCCCUGGUGUGGCUGCGAAAACCCAGGGUCUGUCCAGCGAAUUGUCUCAACUCUCCUUUGAUAAAUCAAGCCUGAUGAGCAAGGAGUGGAACAUCCAUGUCAGGAUGACUGAUAUGCAGCUGAAGUUGGCAAGCAUGAAAAUUGAAAAUGGUUCAAUACCGGACCCUGUCCAUCUGAAUGAUGUCCAAAAAUGCCUUUCCCGUAUCCAAAAAAUUCUGAUUCAGCUUCAGAAGUUCUGGGAAUCAGUGAGUGUAAUGCUGGAGGCUCUCAAAGACGAGACGUUUGCUAAUGAACACUUCAUCGAGGAGAGUGAAAUGAAGGAGAUCUUUCUGGAGUCUAUUAGUACAGCACAAGGGCAUUGGAAAGCCUUCGGUGAAUCCUGUCUGAAUGCAAAGAGCAUCUUUAGCUUGCAGACUAAAGAUGCGUAUAAGUUUCUGGAGACCAGCCCAUCUUCACUGUCACCAGAGGAAUGGAAAAAAGAGUAUGACGCUGUCAUAGUGGAUCUGAACAAAAUAAAUCCGGAUCCCUUUACUCCUGAAGCACCAGCUCCCAUUACUCAGUAAUGUAGAAAUGUAAGAAGUCUUUACAGUACAAAUAGCGUACAUGCCUAUAAUGUUUCAGGCUUACUGUUUUGAAUAAUGCAUUUGUUUUUUCUGAUGCCUUUUUAAUAAAACCUUCUUUAAGUGA
Molecule: messenger RNA, 2012 nt
Organism: Megalobrama amblycephala (Wuchang bream)
Lineage: Eukaryota; Metazoa; Chordata; Actinopteri; Cypriniformes; Xenocyprididae
Exons: 9
Coding region: 575-1888 (437 amino acids)
Source: RefSeq, a predicted model, not a curated record